AAUGCCCACCAACUGCUCUCUCAGUAGUUACAGAAAACGAAGAAUCGCAUUUGAAGAAGAAUUGAAAAGAAACGAAAAAGAAAAGAAAAGAAAUUAAGAAAAAAACGAAGUCCUGUGUCGGCAACAGCAAAUCCUCUCUCUCAGCAGCAGCUAUUCAGUCUUCUCUCUCUCUUUCUGAGCAGAGCCGCAGCAGCAGCAUCUUGAAUCUCAAAUUCGAUCAAAUCCCAAUCUAAUCCAAUGCUAGUCCAAGACCGUUCGCCGAAACCCCCAAAACCCACUCCAUCUCCCUCUCUUCCAUCACACCAUCACCGCUUCUCCGAAUCCAAAUCCCUAGAUUUCUCCACCUGGUUCUCAGAAAACCUCUACAAGAUCGUCAUAAUCUCCCUUCUCCUCGCUACUGUCGCAGCUCUCUUCUUCCUUCGCCGCGUCGGCGACACUGCUGCCCUAUUCUGCUUCCAGGAAUCCCAGUCCAAGGCCCACCUCCCCUCUGCCAUUCCCUACCCAAAUCUCCCCCCUUCCUCGUCCAUCCCCGCCAUCAUUGAUCGUUCCUCCCCUUACUCCUCCUUCCGAUCCGACCGUUGGAUCGUCGUCUCCGUCUCCUCCCCUCCCUCUGAUUCCCUCCGCCGCCUUGCCAAGGUCAAGGGCUGGCAGCUUCUCGCCAUCGGCAAUUCCCUCACCCCCUCUGAUUGGUCCCUCAAAGGCGCCAUCUUCCUCUCCUUGGAGCAGCAGGCUAGUCUAGGGUUCAGGAUUGUCGAUCAUCUUCCGUACAAUUCCUACGUGAGGAAGUCCGUCGGGUACCUCUAUGCGAUCCAGCAUGGUGCUAAGAAGAUCUUUGAUGCAGAUAAUCGUGGCGAUGUCAUUGGUGGUGACCUUGGGAAGCACUUUGAUCUCGAGUUGAUCGGCGAGGACGCGCGGCGGACGACAGUGCUGCAGUACAGCCACGAUGACCCGAACCGGACGGUGGUCAACCCGUACAUACAUUUUGGGCAACGGUCCGUCUGGCCCCGUGGCCUGCCUCUCGAGAAUGUGGGCGAGGUCUCCCACGAGGAGUUCUAUACUGAGGUCUACAGUGGGAAGCAAUUCAUUCAGCAGGGGCUGUCAAAUGGCCUCCCAGAUGUUGAUUCUGUGUUCUACUUCACACGGAAAUCUAAGCUGGAAGCAUUUGAUAUCAGGUUCGAUGAGGAUGCGCCGAAGGUCGCACUGCCUCAGGGUAUGAUGGUGCCUGUGAAUUCGUUCAAUACGAUCUUCCAUUCAUCUGCCUUCUGGGGUCUGAUGCUUCCAGUCUCGGUCAGCACCAUGGCUUCGGAUGUUUUGAGGGGUUACUGGGCCCAGCGCAUUUUGUGGGAGAUUGGUGGGUUCGUUGCAGUUUAUCCCCCUACCGUCCACCGGUAUGAUCGGGUAGAGUCUUACCCAUUUUCUGAGGAGAAAGAUCUCCACAUCAACGUGGACCGUUUGAUCAAGUUCUUGAUCUUGUGGCGGUCAGAGAAGCCCACGUUGUUUGAAAAGAUCCUGCAUUUGAGUUAUUCAAUGGCAGAAGCAGGGUUUUGGACAGAGCAAGAUGUGAGGUUUACAGCCGAUUGGCUUCAGGACUUGCUGGCCAUUGGAUAUCAGCAGCCGAGACUGAUGACACUGGAAUUGGGCCGGCCAAGGCCGACAAUUGGGCAUGGUGAUCGGCGGGAAUUCAUCCCUCGGAAGCUCCCAUCUGUGCAUCUCGGGGUUGAGGAGGCUGGGACAGUGAAUUAUGAGAUAGGGAACCUCAUUCGUUGGCGGAAGAACUUUGGGAAUGUCGUGCUUAUCAUGUUCUGCAGCGGGCCAGUAGAACGUACAGCCUUGGAGUGGAGAUUGCUUUACGGUCGGAUUUUCAAGACCGUGGUUAUGCUCUCGGAGCAGAACAAUACAGAUCUCGCAGUAGGAUACGGCCAGUUGUGGCAAGCAUACAAAUACCUGCCAAAGAUAUUCGACCAGUAUACAGGUGCAGAAGGCUUUCUAUUCCUGCAGGAUGACACGGUUCUGAACUACUGGAAUCUGCUGCAAGCGGAGAAGACUAAGCUGUGGAUUACCCACAAGGUCCCUGAAUCUUGGAUGACGGUUUCUAUUGAAGCCAAGAACAAGACAUGGUUUUCAAGCCAGGCAGAACUGCUAAAAAGAGUAGUGUCCAAUCUGCCAGCUCAUUUUCAGGUCAGUUACAAAGAGAGCAUGGAUGAGGAUAAGCAGAGGAUAAUCCUCUGCAAUUCCGAAAUAUUCUACGUUCCACGACGCUUUGUUGGCGACUUUGUAGAUCUUGUGGGCCUUGUUGGUGAUUUGGACAUCCAUCAUAAGAUUGCUGUGCCCAUGUUCUUUAUGGCGAUGGAUUCGCCAAGUAAUUUUGAUGAUGUUUUCCAGACGAUGGUUCAUCGGGAUCAACCACCGUCUAAUGCUUCUUUGAACAUCUAUUCUUCCCAAGCAUCAGCUGUACAUCCGUGGAAUGUGUCGAGCGAGUCCGAUUUUGUAAAGCUGAUAAGAAUCAUGGCGACCGGAGACCCUCUUCUAAUGGAGAUGGUAUAAAACAUGUACCUGAUUCUCUAUUUUGAGGGAAGGGAGGGGAGGUUGUUUGGUGGUUGUUAUUCUUUUGUAGAUGUAUGCUGUAUUAUUAUUCAUUUUGCUGGAUUUUGAGGGGAUUUUCCACGCUGUUGUGAUUA
This is a messenger RNA of Magnolia sinica, 2678 nucleotides long. RefSeq names its product probable glycosyltransferase STELLO2. The coding region runs from base 238 to 2544 and encodes 768 amino acids. Lineage: Eukaryota; Viridiplantae; Streptophyta; Magnoliopsida; Magnoliales; Magnoliaceae. The record is from RefSeq and is a predicted model, not a curated record. The transcript is spliced from 3 exons.